Messenger RNA from Danio aesculapii, 1292 nucleotides. It is a transcript of the gene bag4, whose product is annotated as BCL2 associated athanogene 4. Gene Ontology annotation, biological process: protein stabilization. Bases 1 to 810 code for a protein of 269 amino acids. The transcript has 3 exons. Gene Ontology annotation, molecular function: protein-folding chaperone binding; adenyl-nucleotide exchange factor activity. The record is from RefSeq and is a predicted model, not a curated record. NCBI's taxonomy places the organism in Eukaryota, Metazoa, Chordata, Actinopteri, Cypriniformes, Danionidae. Gene Ontology annotation, cellular component: cytosol; cytoplasm; nucleus.
AUGGACCGGUAUUUCACGGCUUCUCUAUCACCACGUCUAAAACUCAGGAUCAAAAAUGUUGAAAGGAUAGCUCCUGGAUACCCAGCAGGAUCUUACCCACAUUACCCAGAAGGAGGCUCUCCGAAUGCCCCCUACCCCAACCAGCAGUCUAUGCUGUCAAGACCCCAGCACGAGGCUUGGUCCACUCGAGGGUAUGGAACCACGCUGCCUCAGCAGCAAUGGCCUUCUGAUUCCCAGACACCCCAUAGCCACUAUGGCAGUCAUGUACGACCACCACACCCCCCUCCAUGGCAAGGACCCGCACCACCUCCAUAUGAACACAAGGAUCCACCAUAUCAAUGUCAGCCUCAUAUUCAACUUAGAAACCAGUCUGCAGGCUCCAAACCACGUGUGAGCACACCAAACUCAUCUGCACUUCCACCCAAACCCACCCAGUUCAGCAGUCCACCUCAAAUCUACAAGACUUCCUCUGGCGUUGGAGGACUCGAACCCAAACCUGUCCAGAUUGAACAACCUCCUAUGUCUUCUCCUCCAGCGUCGUCCAUGCCUGCUCCACUAAAAGAUCAUUCCAGCCUGGCUCGAGUUCAUCUGAUUCUGGCCAGAGUUCAGCUUCUUCAAGAGGACGUGGAUGAGUUUGUGGGAAAAAAGACAGACAAGAGCUAUCGAUGCCUGGAGGAACUGUUGACAAAGGAGCUGCUAGAGUUGGACUCGGUGGAGACCUACGGGCAGGACGUUGUUAGGCAGGCUCGCAAAGAGGCUGUUCGGAGGAUCCAGGCCAUCUUGGAAUGUCUUGAGAAAAAGGCUUUCUAAUAACAGGGUGGAUUGAUGAUGAUCUCUUUUUUUUUUAUGGUCUUUCCUCAUAAUUGCAAUUAGGAUGUUCACAUUUUACCAGUUUGUUGGAUUUGCCAGUUUGUUGUUUUUGGAUCGUGUAGCCCUAAUGGUUUUUUUCUAGUAAUACAGGCACAAAAUACAGUCACUGCAGUGCCAUACUCAGAACCAGACAUUUGCGAUCCAGCAACAAAAAGCAGUGAUCUACUCAGAGGUUUUCUUGUGUAACACCUUUCGAUUUAUUGAGUCUACAUACACUGAAGGGAUACAACAGAGCUAAUUCAUCUACAUUUUGAAGAAUUGUAGAGUUUUUUUUUUGUUGUUGCACAUCUUCAAAAAUGAGGACUCCACUCAUUUUAUUCUUGAAAUUUAGUUUAUUACUGUGAUUACACCAAUCCAUUCUUGAUAUUAUUGUAAAAUAACUGUAUAACUAAAUAAAGACAGUCAUUUUUAAUAACUCAUAA